AUGGAGUCCGCCUUGGGCCAGAUCAAAGAGCUCGCUCGCGCAGCUGACGAUGCCACCCGCCGAGGAAUCAUGGCAGCAUUGCAUGAUCUGCAUCUUCAGACGGCCGCCGCCAAGAUCGGCUUUGAUCUGGGUCUCUUCAAGCUUCUGGCAAAGGCUGAAGGUUCACUGGAACUCGAAGACAUCGCAACCGCAACUGGCGCUGACAUUGCCCUCCUGAGCCGAUACAUGCGCUAUCUCGCCUCUGUCGGAGCGGUCAAGGAAGUCGCCAAAGAUCAGUACAUGGCCAACAAUGUGACCAAGAACCUAGCUGGUGAUGCUGUGGUGGCAGGCAUCUCACACGCGUUCUUGACCCUCAGCCCCAUGUUCCAGGCACUGCCAGGCUUUCUCAAGAAAAGCAGCUACAAGGAACCUACCGAUGAAAUGCACACUGUGUUUCAAGAGGCCAUGAAAACACCCCUCCACGCGUUCGACUGGAUCUCCGCCAAACCUGAGGAUCUUCAACACUUCAACAACUGGAUGGCGCUGAGACGCCAGCCGGACUUGACUUGGCUGACGGUCUACCCGAUCACAGUGGAAGUGGCCGACUUGACUAAUUCCCAGAGGGCUAUUUUCGUUGACAUCGGUGGCGGCAUUGGCCACCAGUGCGUUCAGUUCAAAGGGAAGUACCCUGACGUCCAAGGUCGCCUAAUAACCCAGGACCUCGAGCUCGCAAUCAACAAUGCUCCCCCUACCCCGAAUGUUGAGUUCAUGGUCCACAACUUUUUCGACCCUCAGCCAGUGAAGGGAGCCAAGUUCUACUAUCUCCGCACUGUUCUUCACAAUCAUCCUGACUACAAGGUCCAACAGAUUCUGAAGCAUAUCAAGGCAGCAAUGGCCUCUGAUUCUGUCUUGCUGAUUGAUGAGAUGGUCCUACCGGAGUCGGGAGUCAAUUCCUAUACUACUGCCAUUGACCUCACGAUGAUGUCGGCGUUCGCGGCAAUGGAACGUACCGAGGCCCAGUGGCGCAACAUCAUCACGGAUGCUGGAUUGAGCCUCGUCAAGACAUACCCUUACAACAAUUACGAGAGCGUCAUGGAUGUCCGUCCCUUGUGA
This is a messenger RNA of Neoarthrinium moseri, 1092 nucleotides long. RefSeq lists its product as uncharacterized. Lineage: Eukaryota; Fungi; Ascomycota; Sordariomycetes; Amphisphaeriales; Apiosporaceae. Gene Ontology annotation, molecular function: O-methyltransferase activity. The record is from RefSeq and is a predicted model, not a curated record. The transcript is spliced from 5 exons. The coding region runs from base 1 to 1092 and encodes 363 amino acids.